AUGUCGCCCCUUGUUUGUCCACUAGAGGGCGCCAUUGUAUCACAAAUGAGUCUACCGAGCGCUCACAAAUUCAGCUGCGCGCCCUCCACGCUGGCGGGCACUCUAGCGAGUUACGAGCCAGCCUGGCGGGCGGUAGCAGCGCCCGAAUGGGUUAUGCGAACAGUUACGCAGGGCUACAGACUACAGUUUGUCAGGAAACCCCCGCUUUUCAACGGCAUUCUCUUCUCUCACACGGAAGAGAAUUCCGCUCACAUUCUGAAAGAGGAAAUCUCCUCUCUUCUAAUAAAGGGUGCGAUUCAGGUGGUGCCCCCCGAUCUGAUAAAUCAGGGGUUUUAUUCUCGUUAUUUCCUGGUUCCAAAGAAGGACGGCUCCCUCCGCCCUAUCUUAGACCUCCGAGUGUUGAACAAACAUUUAAGGAAAUACAAUUUCAGAAUGUUAACCCACGGUUCUCUGGCCCGAGCCAUAAAACAGAACGACUGGUUCACUUCAGUCGAUCUGAAGGAUGCUUUUUUCCACAUAAGCAUUUAUCCGCCUCACAGGAAGUUUCUGCGUUUCGCAUAUCAGAACAUAUGUUACGAAUUCAGAGUUCUUCCUUUCGGUCUCUCUCUCAGUCCUCGAACGUUCUGUCUGUGCACGGAGGCGGCUCUCGCCCCUCUAAGAAUGUCAGGUCUACGGAUUUUGACAUACAUAGACGAUUGGCUCCUCAUAGCCGAGUCGAAAGAGAAAGUGCUGCGGGAAACCCACCGUGUGCUCUCUCAUAUCACGUCCCUGGGUUUCAGAGUGAAUGUGAACAAAAGCAAUUUCACACCCAGUCAGAUUCAGGGAGGGGGAGAGAGUGCAGUAUCGUUCAUGCCUCAGACUACAGGGUCUUAUGGCUUCAGCUAUUCAGGUUUUGCCCCUGGGUCUCCUGAGAAUGAGACCGUUCAUGAAAUGGGUUUUAUCACUACAUUUCAGCCCGUUACGCGAUCUCUGUCGCGUGGUAACGGUGACGCGCAUCUGUUCGGCAGCUCUGCGCCACUGGAGGAACGCAGACUUUUACGCACAAGGCACCCCCUUGGGGACAGUUAUGUUGCGGAAAGUCGUGACGACAGAUGCGUCCUUAACGGGCUGGGGUGCAACCCAGGAGGGCAGAACGGUGAACGGGCUGUGGCCGAGCAGUCUCCAUUCAGCACAUAUAAAUUAUUUAGAGCUCCUCACCAUAUGGAAAGCUCUGAAUCAUUUUCUGCCGCGCCUGCGGGGACAUCAUGUUCUCGUACGCUGCGACAAUACCACAGCGGUGGCAUACAUCAAUCGCCAGGGCGGUAUGCGCUCCUCAAAACUUCACAAUCUAGCUCACAAGCUGUUAGUGUGGAGCAAGGGGUUUUUUCUGUCACUACGCGCAACGCAUGUUCCGGGCAUUCUGAACAGAGGCGCGGAUCUUCUGUCAAGGGGAAACCCUCUUUACGGGGACUGGCGUCUCCACCCGCAAGUGGUGGACGCGAUAUGGAGGCGAUUCGGACGGGCAACCGUAGAUCUGUUCGCCUCGCACGAAAAUGCCCAUUGUCCUAUGUUCUUCUCGCUAAAGGACUUGGACGCGCCCCUCGGGGUGGACGCACUGGCCCACCCAUGGCCCAAGGUGUUGCUGUAUGCUUUCCCCCCUCUGUGCCUCAUAAUUCCCACGCUGGCCAGAGUGAGGGAGGAGAGCUUGUCUCUCCUUCUGAUAGCGCCCAGAUGGCCCAAAGCCCCGUGGUUGGCAGAUAUAAUUCCUCUGCUAUAUGCCCAGCCGUGGCCCCUCCCCCUCCGCACAGACCUGUUGUCUCAAGCGAACGGGGAAAUUUAUCACCCACACCCGGACAGGGUGGCUCUCUGGGUUUGGCCCGUGAGAGGACAAACUUAAACGCGCUGGGAUUACACCCGCGCGUAAUUGCUACUAUUCAAAAUGCCAGAGCCGUUUCUACACGGUCCUUAUAUGGUUGUAAGUGGCAAGUGUUUGAAGGGUGGUGUAAUGAGCACGAUCUCAUAUCUUAUCAGUGCUCAGUCCCUGAGAUUUUGCGUUUCUUACAAAACCUUAUGGAUAAAGGCAGGUCUUUUUCCACAAUUAAGGUUUACCUGGCGGCUAUUUCUGCUUGUCACGUAGGGUUUGAUGGCUCUACUGUCGGGCAGCACCCUUUAAUCUGCAGAUUUAUGAAGGGUGCCCGUCGCUCUUUGCCAGUCAUCAGGAAGUCUGUCCCUGAAUGGGACCUCUCCAUGGUGCUGGACGCCCUGUCUCAAUACCCCUUUGAGCCCCUGGGUGUUAUUUCCUUGAAGCUGCUGUCUUUUAAGGUAGCUCUGCUCUUGGCUCUAACAUCAGCAAAACGCGUUAGCGAACUGCAUGCAUUUUCUGUACACCCUUCAUGCACUAAAUUCUCUUUGAAUGGAGAAAAGGUUUUUCUUAAACCUAACCCGGCAUUUAUGCCUAAGUGCUUCCCUGCGUUCACAUCGGAGGUGCUGGAGCUGUCCGCUUUUCACCCUCCACCUUUUUCCUCUGCGGAGGAUCAGAGGCUUAAUGCUCUAUGUCCUGUUCGUGCAUUACAGACGUAUAUCGACAGGACUAGGGUUUUCCGGAAGAGUGACCAGCUCUUUAUCUCAUGGACGCCGCCUCACAGAGGGAAUCCCGUAUCUAAGCAACGUCUUUCACAUUGGCUUGUGGACGCGAUUGCCUUGGCAUACGAAUCGAAGGGAGUGCAACCACCUGGGAAUAUCAGAGCUCAUUCUACGAGGGGCGUGGCCACCUCUUGGGCUUUGUUUAGGGGAGUGUCACUGCAGGACAUCUGUUCGGCUGCGAGCUGGGCUUCUCCCCAUACUUUCGUGCGUUAUUAUCGGUUGGAUGUUACUAAAACCUCAGUAGCACAUUCCGUUUUGGGUGUAGGGUCAUCAUAGCCCUUCACUGCUGCACACCUUUUUCCUACUGUUGUCUUUAUAGUAGGAAAAAAAAAAAAAAAGCGCAUACGGGUUUUGAGCUCGUUCAUGUUACCAAGCAUGCAUUCACAUCCUUGCCCUUGUUUGUUUUUUGCAUUUGUGGGUUUCCCUAGGGUGUGCCUUUUACAUAUUUUCUGCCUUGCAUGCGCACCACAGACACUUGUGUGUGUGCGUGGGGCUCAUUAUUAUGGGACGUGUCGGGCACCGCCCCCCCGGGGGUGACCGUUCCAUUUUUUAUACUGGCUGUCAUACCUCACUGCGAGUGUGUUGGGCAAUCGGGGAGCUGUCCAUGUCUCUCCCAUAGGUGGAUCUCGAACACGAGAUGAUGAAAGAGAACAAUAGGUUACUUUCGUAACCCCGGUUCUCUGAAACAUC
Paramisgurnus dabryanus is the source of this 3312-nucleotide messenger RNA. NCBI's taxonomy places the organism in Eukaryota, Metazoa, Chordata, Actinopteri, Cypriniformes, Cobitidae. The record is from RefSeq and is a predicted model, not a curated record.